Messenger RNA from Batrachochytrium dendrobatidis JAM81, 291 nucleotides. RefSeq lists its product as uncharacterized. Bases 1 to 291 code for a protein of 96 amino acids. NCBI's taxonomy places the organism in Eukaryota, Fungi, Chytridiomycota, Chytridiomycetes, Rhizophydiales. The record is from RefSeq and is a predicted model, not a curated record. The transcript has a single exon.
AUGAAAAACUCCCCGGAAGCCCGUUCCAAUCUAAUCGACGGUUCCCCUCACUCACGACAUUCCAGUCGCACUCGUCCAACGACAUGCAGAUUGACGCAGUCGUUCGAGGCCCGUUAUCCACUCAAGAAAGGAAGCGCCAACGUCAGCUCGGCUUAUGUUUAUAUUGUGGCCAGCCAGGUCACCGAGCUCAUGACUGCCCUAGCAGAAGUCCUAAUAGAAGAACGACUCCAGGUUCCAGAUCCGUCGUUCGCCAAACCAACACCUUUGCCUCUUGAAAACAGUUAUGGGUGA